UAUAAGAAAAUAAAUUUGUAGGUAGCUAAUGUUUACUUGCCUAAAAGACACUCAGAUAAACAUAACACAUUUUUUUGUCCAGUCUCUCAUACAAUGUCGCAUAAUUUUUUUUUAAAAUUUUGUUACACUUCUGCGUAAAUUUGACUACGAUAAUCGCAAAAUGAAAAAAUCUUUUGAUCGCGGAUCGGUUCGAAAUAUUGACUGGUGUUUAAAAAGUGUCGGUAUCAAUGUACGACAAACGAAAAUCUCGAUAAAUAAAUUUUAUCAAUUCGUCGCUAUUUCACCAACAAUAACAGCUUUAAUACUAAUAUCAUUAUACAUAAUCAAGAACCUGAAGCAAGCCAAUGAUGCUGUAAUUGCAGCUGCAUAUGUACAAGGAACAGUCACCAUGUUAGCGUCGAUUUACAUUUUUACGCGAAAUAGGCAUAAAAUUUACGAAAUUUUAACAUUGAUGGAUGGAAAAUUCUACAAGUAUCCGGAUGAAAAACAAAUAUUGGUAGAAUUUCCCGAAUUCUUGAGAGAGGAAAAUAGUCUUAAGAUUUCCGUAUUGAUCGUAGGGUAUGAAUUUUUUGGAUUUUCUCUCGCAUUGGUUUCACCCAUAUUCGCAUAUUUGCUCACCGGAGUUUACGAAACAACGUCGAUCUAUCCAGCUUGGUAUCCGUGGGGUGAAAACGGAACCUUGAUUCAAAUCACCAACACCUGUAUACAAUUUUCAGGAUGUGUAACAGGUUUUUGGAUUUUUUACAUCGAUCAAAUAUUGAUAGCAUCCAUUACGAUUGAACUGAUGCGCCAGUAUCGACGACUCGGUGCAGCCUUAUCAAAUAUUCAAAGUCGAACUGGAACUGCGGUGAUGAAAAGUAUGAGAUGUAAUUCGGUCAAUUUCGUUGGAUACUCCUGCUCAUUUGAAAGCAAAUAUAGCGACGUGUUUCGUGAAAAUAUUCGACACUGCAUUAUGCAUUACCAAAGAUUGUGGAAGUUGUUCGAUUUGUUCGAGCCGUGGUUUUCGAUAUUUUAUUCGAUAGAACUGAGCUUAGCGAUGGCUACGUUGGCCUUGGUUUUUUAUAAUUUACUCACGGCAUGGAACCCUUCAAUGUUACUCAGUGUUAUCGGAUCUGCACUUAAUGUUUUGGGGAAUCUGUUCAGCAGAUGCAUUAUAGGAGAAAUAUUCGCCGAAAUGAAUACAGGAAUCAAAAAUACCAUUUUUUACGAAAUUAAUUGGUGGGAAUUAUCAACUGAUAACAGAAAUUUACUGAUUUUAUUGCACCAGAUGAGCACACGUAUCUAUACUCUGAAGGCAUGUUCCAUCUACACCGCAUCGUACUACACGUUUUCACAAUUAUUAAGAGUUUCGUAUUCAUUUGUCAACAUUAUACGUACAUCUUUGAUUAAAAAAUAA
Planococcus citri (citrus mealybug) is the source of this 1396-nucleotide messenger RNA. RefSeq lists its product as uncharacterized. Gene Ontology annotation, biological process: sensory perception of smell; detection of chemical stimulus involved in sensory perception of smell. Gene Ontology annotation, molecular function: olfactory receptor activity; odorant binding. Lineage: Eukaryota; Metazoa; Arthropoda; Insecta; Hemiptera; Pseudococcidae. The transcript is spliced from 4 exons. Bases 161 to 1396 code for a protein of 411 amino acids. The record is from RefSeq and is a predicted model, not a curated record. Gene Ontology annotation, cellular component: plasma membrane.